Dichotomopilus funicola is the source of this 999-nucleotide messenger RNA. RefSeq lists its product as uncharacterized. The record is from RefSeq and is a predicted model, not a curated record. The transcript is spliced from 2 exons. NCBI's taxonomy places the organism in Eukaryota, Fungi, Ascomycota, Sordariomycetes, Sordariales, Chaetomiaceae. The coding region runs from base 1 to 999 and encodes 332 amino acids.
AUGUCGUGGAAAUACGAAGAUGAUUCGGCGUCUAGUAUGAACCCCGAUUGGACCGUCCAGGACCGUACCAUCACAAAGAAGUACCGGUACAGCCAUCACCAAGACCCCCUAAAGCCUCUCGUCUAUGCCAUUGGCGAUAGUAAGCUCAAGCAGAAAUGGAAGUCAUCCUGGCUAAGUCUUAGGGACUCUGACUGCACUGUCGAUACGGACCAGCCCUAUCAUAUGCCUGGCACAUCAGCCCUGCCCGUCCAAAAGACAAAGAAAGUCAACACAGAGCGUAUCAACCCCCUGAAGCAGAUGGCCACCUACUGCCGCUACGGCGAGACGCGAUACGGCCACAUUAUCGCCCAGACCGAGCUCGUGGCCAUGCGCGUCCGGCGCAUUCCUGGCACGGGCAGCCGCCCCGCCGCCGCCAUCGAGUACCGCAGCAUCCCCUGGUCGGCCUACGGCCACGGCAAGCUGACGGCGCACCUAGCUAUCUGGGCGCUUGGCUGCAUGGGCAUGAACGACGCGCACCGCAACACUGAGGGCCCCAACGGCGCCGCGCUCCCGUAUAUGGCCAAGCUCACCUGGUGGCGUAUCCUCAGCGCCGACAGCUGGGGCAAGCUCAAGCCCGGCGUCACCCUCCACACCGACGAGGCCAGCGGCAAGAGCCCGACCAGGGACUUCGUCGGCGGGGUCCCGCCCGUUCCCAGCCUGACGCAGAACAUGGCUAAUCUCGACCUCGGCACGCCUACCGGCACUCCGCCGGCGCCGGCGCCGAAGAAGAAGACCCCCGCGGCGCACCCUACGACGACCACCCCUUCCCCGGCCAGCAAGCCGAAGGCCUACACCAAGUGCAAGAUCAGCGGGAAGUCGCACAGUCUCACCCAGGACAAGGCAGGAAACUACUUUGUCAUGGGGUCCGACAAGAAGACCGUGAAGUACAAGAUCGUGAAGGACGCCGCCAAGAAGGCGUGGGUCGUCAGCGGGACUGCCACUGUGGUCCAAAUGGAGUAG